Messenger RNA from Athene cunicularia (burrowing owl), 444 nucleotides. Its product is annotated as scale keratin-like. The transcript has a single exon. NCBI's taxonomy places the organism in Eukaryota, Metazoa, Chordata, Aves, Strigiformes, Strigidae. The coding region runs from base 1 to 444 and encodes 147 amino acids. Gene Ontology annotation, molecular function: structural constituent of cytoskeleton. Gene Ontology annotation, cellular component: intermediate filament. The record is from RefSeq and is a predicted model, not a curated record.
AUGUCCUGCUACGACCUGUGCUCCACCUCUGCCUCUGGCGUUUACCACCCCCAGCCCCUGGCUGACAGCUGCAACAAGCCGUGCGUCCGUCAGUGCCCCGACUCCACGACCGUGAUCCAGCCGCCCCCAGUCGUCGUCACCUUCCCCGGGCCCAUCCUCAGCUCCUUCCCCCAGGAUUCGGUCGUGGGAUCCUCUGGAGCGCCCCUUGUUGGGGGCUAUGGGGGCUCCUUUGGCUAUGGGGGCUAUGGGUCCCUGGGCUACGGGGGUCUGUAUGGCUAUGGGGGCUAUGGGUCCCUGGGCUAUGGGGGCCUGUAUGGCUGUGGGGGCUCCUCCCUGGGUUACAGGGGCCUGUAUGGCUACGGCAGACCCUAUGGCUAUGGCUACUGCAGCCCUCACUCCUACUGGUACAACAGGUACAACCGUGGCAUCUGCGGGCCCUGCUAA